Molecule: messenger RNA, 3734 nt
Organism: Pieris napi
Lineage: Eukaryota; Metazoa; Arthropoda; Insecta; Lepidoptera; Pieridae
Product: DENN domain-containing protein 1A-like
Exons: 14
Coding region: 284-2446 (720 amino acids)
Biological process (GO): endocytosis; endocytic recycling
Cellular component (GO): cytosol; intracellular membrane-bounded organelle
Molecular function (GO): phosphatidylinositol phosphate binding; guanyl-nucleotide exchange factor activity
Source: RefSeq, a predicted model, not a curated record
UAGAAUGUAGGAGCUUAGCAGUGAUUUGAAGUUUGAUAUUUUGAUGGCCUUCUUCCAGUUUCCGUUUUCGACCACGAAGUGAUUAUAUGCUCAUUGGUUUCCGCUUAUGAACCGCCUACCUUCGUGCUUAAAUUCAUCGAAUAUUCGAUUACAAUAUACAAUACGAUUUUAAAAGCGUAGCUAUCAAUCUCCUCCAACUGGGAACAAUGCUGUCACAGCAACAGUAGCCUCAGAAGAAGGGUGCAGCUGAGGAAGUCGUUAGAAGAAUAUCUCCACCACCAGCAUGGGUACACGGAUCAAAGGAUCUGUGCGCCAUCUUUACGAAUUGUUUUGUGAAGUGUCACCAAUUAAGGAACCUUCAAUAGUACAAAAAUAUCCUGAAUCUUAUGACAAUGAAGAAAACUUAAAACACAUCCCAAAAUUUGCUUUCCCCUGCCCCCUUGAUAAAUCUUAUGUCCAACACUAUUCUUUUGUUCUGACCUCAGUAGAUUCUAAGUACACAUUUGGAUUCUGCCGAUAUGAUCCGAAGGCUAACACAACUCUGCUUUUGUUAUCACACAUUCCAUGGCAUGAUAUUUUUUAUAAAUUAUUAAACUGCAUAGCAAACUUACUAAACAGUCCUGAGCGUGGUGAAUUGAAAUCAUUUUUGGAAGCAUGCAGAAUUCGGCCCCCAAUGCCUGGAGACACCUUAAAAGUGACAUAUAAUGCUAGUCAUAGUGUGUUCUCUUGCCAGUGUCCAGAUGAAAAAUUACCAAGUAUUCCGGAGAAUUGUAACCUGACGGAAUUCUUCAGUGCCUUAGACGCUGAUUGCAUGAUUGGUUUAUGGGCGGCAUUAUUAAAUGAGCGUCGGAUAGCAUUAGUUGCUUCGAAACCAUCGCGCCUAUCUGCAUGUGUGCAAGCCGCUAAUGCAUUGUUAUUUCCUAUGUCCUGGCAACACAUAUACAUUCCAAUAGUUCCCAAAUUUUUGGUGGAUUACCUGCUUGCUCCAAUGCCAUUUCUUAUCGGAGUUCCUAGAUGUGUUUUUGAGACUGUGAGAAUGUCAGAUCUCGGUGAAAUUGUGAUAAUAGAUAUAGAUACAAACGAAUUAAGAUCUCCAUUUAACGACUCUGAAAGUCUUCCGCACAUGUUGGUUGUAAAUUUAAAAAAAUCUCUAGGCGAUAAAAAUGCAUUAGGUGACGCUGUAUCAAGAGCAUUUCUUCGUGCGUUAGUUUGUUUGAUUGGAGGAUACAGGGACGCAAUUUGCAUUGAGAACGAACAAUUUGAAUUCAGUUCUGAAACAUUUCUAAAGACACGAAAACAUAUGCAACAAUUUCUUAGUAAAAUGCUGGAGUCGCAAAUAUUUCAGCAAUUUAUAGAAGAGAGGCUGGACCUCAUUAACUCUGGGAAAGGAUUUAACGAUGAAUUCGAAAUUGAAUGCAACUUCUAUUAUGACAAAAGUAGCUCCAGUAGCGGUCAAAAGCUAAAACAACAAUACAAGGACUGGGCUAAAAAUGUUAAGAAAGAAGGUGGUGCCUUUUUCAAAACUGUCAAAGAUAAGGCGAAUCCCGCGGUCCAAUCGGCGGUGAAGACGGUUCGGCAAGGAGGUAAAAACGUGAAGUCGGCUGUAAAGGGAUUGAAGAUUAAAAUGCCUAAAUCGCGGUCUCGUCCUUCUUCAGUCACCACAACAGAUGAUAGCAGAUUCUCUUGCGGCUCAGUAACGCCGGUGUCGACAUCAUCUGACUCUUCCCCGACGAAUGUACGCUCUCACGAACCACCGUCCACAGCAUCCCUUGAUCUCUUAACCGAGAUGGAGUUCCUUCUUAAUAGAAACGACAAUUUCCCUAGCGCCGAGCACAGCCCCGAAAUUAGCUUGCCCGACAAACCUAAAACCAUGUUACCACAAAUCCCACCUCGUUUACCGGCACGUCCCCAAACCCGUCACCGUUAUCCAAUUGUGUCAACCAAGAAAUUAAUAGAUUUUUCUGAAGCCCCGAUGCCUCCACCGCGGUCCAUACAGCCUCCUAAGGCGUGUUUCGUAAGCAAUAUAACAAGAAAUGAGCCAAAGGUGGCCGAAUUCCGUACGAGCACAUUCAGCUUCGCAGAAGGAACUAAUAAGCCCAAAUUACAAUUAACCGUGAAGCAUACACGACCUAAUUGCAAUGGGAAUGCACAACCCAAGGCUGUGCAAGAAAAGCGGCCGGAAGCAAUGAGAACGGGACGUGUAGAGUCAUGUGACCCAGAUGUGGAUCUUAUUAAACUGGACGUUUCAUCGCCAGCUCUCGAAGACUUUGAUCCGCUCCGGUACCGAGAUAAAAAUGACAAAAUCGAAAAACUUAACACAACUACCGAUAGUGCGCUUUUACACGAGUACGGCUUAGAUUUCAGUCAAUUUAGUUUGAACUUUACGAGUAGUUCUAGUGACCAAGAGUCUAGUUCUAUGUCUAAGGGCUGGACGACAUUUAACUAGCGGUUAAUAUUUCACGCUGAAAUUAUAGACUGCAUAAUUAUAUGGAAUUUAUUUGAUUUUCAUACUCAUGUUACAUUGUGAUUCUAUAAUUUAUAAUGUACAUAUUAGAUAUAUUGGAAAACUCAUAAUUAUAUGUAAUUUAGUUAAAAUGGUAUUUAAAAUUUAUUUAUGUCACUUUGUAUAGAAUUUUUUACAUAUCAAGUUUUGUAAUUGUAAUGUUUUUGUAUAUAUUGUAUUAUUGUGAUUAAUAUCGUUAUGCCGUGGCUCACGUAAUGUACCGUUAGAUUAAAUGCGUUACAUAUAUUAUUUUUGUCAAGAUGUUUGACAUAGCUUAUGUGAAGAAAGUAUUUAUUAUAUAAAGAUUCUAUUUCUAACCAUUAUUUUAUUAAAUUACUUUAAAUUCAUUCCUUUAUAUCGUCCAGUAUACAUUAAAAGCCGAUAUGUACAUAUAUUUAAAAAGUAAAAACUCAUAGGGUAAGAUUUAGAGUCGAAAACUAUUUGUAAAUGCUAAGUUAACUUAUAGAAGUUAACUACGUUAUUUUUAUUCAGAUAUUUAGAAAAUUGUGACAUACUAAUAACUAAGUGAUGGCCAUCUGAGACUGGAGCGAGUUUAGAUACAAUAGAUAGAUAGAUUAAAUUUCUCCUCCCUAUUAAAAAAACUACUUCAUAACUGUUCUUUAACUACAAAUAUUGUCUUUCAACUUAUUUUUAACGUCUCUUUUAUCUAAUCUAAUUUAAAAAAAAAAUAUGUCUGCUUAAAAAGCUAAUUAUGUCUACCGUAUGAAUGUAUAUAAUAUACAAAAACGUAUUUAAUUUCGACAUACACUUCGUAGUUCGUACCAAAUCCUAAAUCUUACCCUUAUAUCGAAAAUUUUUGUUUCAUUAUUUCCUUUAAAAUUACCUAAAUUCGCACAAAUACUUGUGACGUUUUGUUUGUAGAUAUUUCAUGUAUAGUUGUAUUGUCUCGAGCUUGUUAUAUUUUAGAAUGAAUUUAAACAAAAUUUUACUCACCGUCCGUGCGUCACCUAGCUAACUGUUUUUUUUUUUUUAAUUUUAUUAUUGUUUGUGAAAUAUAAUUAAUUUAUUGUUUGAUUGUUAGAUUUAUUUGAAAACGUUAAUAUAUAAUUUAUAUCCGUGUGAAAUGUCUAAUUUAUAAAAUAAACGUUGUAAAAUAAAAGUACAAUAAUUAGAUUACGUUUUAUCAAUUAUAGACCAAUGUAAUUAAGUUAUAUAAUUUUUGUAAUUAGUUAUAUAAUUUUAAUGUAUAAAUGAAGUAAAAAAUAAACAA